This is a messenger RNA of Thecamonas trahens ATCC 50062, 567 nucleotides long. RefSeq lists its product as uncharacterized. Bases 11 to 316 code for a protein of 101 amino acids. The record is from RefSeq and is a predicted model, not a curated record. Lineage: Eukaryota; Apusomonadida; Apusomonadidae. The transcript is spliced from 2 exons.
CGUUGACAGCAUGGUUCAGACCAAGAAGCUGACGACCCGCGCCGUGGAGGGCCUGCGCAAGAAGCGCCAGAAGAAGCAGCGGGUGAGUAAGGCGCGGAUGAAGAAGCGCAAGUACAACAAGAAGGAGCUGGAUCAGCGCAAGCUCAAGGUGGCCAUCAACCAGAACAUCGAGCGCAUCAUGGCCAAACGGCUCGAGCGCGCCUCGCGGUUCUCGGUCAACAAGAAAGCUCUCGGCGUUGUCAAGGCUCUUCCCAAGUCGGAGCUCCUCACCAAGGGCAAGAAGAAUGUCCGCAAGACUGCCGAUGAUGACGAUUAGACGACGAGACUGCUCGCCGCGCGCCGACCUCUCAUCGUGCGCACGCCAAACCUUGGACCUCUCAUUGUGCGCGCGCCGACCUCGCAUCGGGUGCGUAUCGCUAUCUAUUGUGCACCACAAUCACGCACACACACUUGCAUCCUGCCUCGACAACAUGGCGCGUGAUGCAGAGAGGCUGCGCCAUCGGCCAGCAUGGCGCCGGCAUCGGGCGCUGGCCCCGAGCGGGUGGUAAACCCGUCGGCAGACAGCAG